UGGCCCAUUGAUUCCCAUAUUUAUACCCCUGUCUCUCAUUUAGUUACGCUCUGAUGGUAUAUUUCUUGUAAAAGAAGACAAAUCUCAAAACUCCCAAAACCAUUUCUGAAGCUUUUCGCCCCCUUUCUUCACAGUUACAGCUCAAUGGGACAGGGAACACCCGGUGGACUUAACCGGCAACUGCCCGGAGAUCGGAAGAACGACGGAGACAAGAAGGAGAAAAAGUUCGAGCCGGCUGCUCCACCGGCUCGAGUCGGCCGUAAGCAGCGCAAACAGAAGGGUUCCGAAGCUGCAGCUCGGCUACCAACCGUUACACCGCUCACAAAGUGCAAGCUUCGGCUCCUAAAGCUCGAGCGAAUCAAAGAUUACCUGUUGAUGGAAGAAGAAUUCGUGGCCAAUCAGGAACGAUUAAAACCUCAAGAAGAGAAAACUGAAGAGGAUAGAUCUAAGGUUGAUGAUCUACGUGGUUCUCCGAUGAGCGUGGGGAAUUUAGAGGAGCUUAUUGAUGAGAAUCAUGCCAUAGUUUCUUCUUCAGUUGGGCCGGAGUAUUAUGUUGGGAUCUUGUCCUUUGUGGAUAAGGACCAGUUGGAACCUGGUUGUGCUAUUCUGAUGCAUAAUAAGGUUCUAUCAGUUGUUGGUCUUCUACAAGACGAUGUUGAUCCGAUGGUGUCUGUCAUGAAGGUUGAGAAAGCUCCUUUGGAAUCCUAUGCUGAUAUUGGUGGAUUGGAUGCUCAGAUUCAGGAGAUCAAAGAAGCUGUUGAGCUUCCUUUGACUCACCCUGAGCUGUAUGAAGACAUUGGUAUAAAACCUCCUAAAGGGGUCAUUCUCUAUGGAGAGCCUGGGACUGGCAAAACUUUGCUUGCAAAGGCAGUAGCAAACUCCACUUCAGCAACAUUCUUGCGUGUUGUCGGAAGUGAACUGAUUCAGAAAUACUUGGGAGAUGGGCCUAAAUUAGUCAGGGAGCUCUUCAGAGUUGCUGAUGAUCUCUCACCUUCUAUUGUCUUCAUUGAUGAGAUUGAUGCAGUUGGUACCAAGAGGUAUGAUGCACACUCUGGUGGUGAACGUGAGAUUCAGAGGACUAUGUUAGAAUUGUUGAACCAGCUAGAUGGUUUUGAUUCCAGAGGAGAUGUUAAGGUGAUUCUUGCUACAAAUAAAAUCGAAAGUCUUGAUCCUGCCCUGCUACGACCUGGCAGAAUAGACAGGAAGAUUGAGUUCCCUCUUCCUGAUAUUAAAACAAGGAGGCGGAUUUUCCAGAUACACACAGCAAGGAUGACUUUGGCUGAUGAUGUCAACCUAGAAGAAUUUGUUAUGACCAAGGAUGAAUUUUCUGGAGCUGAUAUCAAGGCAAUAUGUACUGAAGCUGGAUUGCUCGCUCUAAGAGAACGGCGUAUGAAGGUGACUCAUGCAGAUUUCAAGAAGGCGAAAGAUAAGGUCAUGUUCAAGAAGAAAGAGGGAGUGCCAGAAGGACUUUACAUGUAAUAAUUACAUAUAGUUUUUCGCUCAUAUUUAUUGAGGAUUUGGUUUUAGUUUGUUCUCACUGAGAAGGGCAUUAAGUUCUCAUUUUGUACGGUGAUGUUUUCAAAGAUUUGGGAAAAAAUUAUAUUCAGAACAUCUGGAUUGGUAAACACAACCGUUUUCAUUGUGUUUUUACUCGAUUCAAUCACGAUUAUCCCUCUGGUACCAUUGAAAUACUUUCUGCUUUAGAUUGGCUUAUACAAAUCAGACAGAGCAUUCUAGA
Molecule: messenger RNA, 1738 nt
Organism: Nicotiana attenuata
Lineage: Eukaryota; Viridiplantae; Streptophyta; Magnoliopsida; Solanales; Solanaceae
Product: 26S proteasome regulatory subunit 4 homolog A-like
Exons: 6
Coding region: 145-1479 (444 amino acids)
Biological process (GO): proteasome-mediated ubiquitin-dependent protein catabolic process
Cellular component (GO): proteasome regulatory particle, base subcomplex
Molecular function (GO): ATP hydrolysis activity; ATP binding; proteasome-activating activity
Source: RefSeq, a predicted model, not a curated record